Molecule: messenger RNA, 8221 nt
Organism: Cuscuta europaea
Lineage: Eukaryota; Viridiplantae; Streptophyta; Magnoliopsida; Solanales; Convolvulaceae
Source: the annotation of a GenBank genome assembly
AUAAAGGCGAAAUUCACUUUAUUAAUAUUUAAAUAACAUGUUUGAUGAAAUGUAACAAGUAUCACAUAAAAAGAAAAACAUUACUUAAAAACGUUUCUCGUUGAACACUGUGAAGCAAAAUCAUCAAUAAUUGCUUCAUAAUCAACCUUUUCCAAGAUCUCAUGCUCAAUGCUUAAAAUUGCUAGUCCAUUCAUCCUUUCUUGAGACAUAGUCGAUCGCAAAUAAUUCUUUAGAAUCUUCAACUUUGAAAAACUUCUCUCCGUUGUGGCAACGGUCACAGGUAUUGUCAACAGUAUUCUGUAAGCAAUUGUUGUAUUCGGAUAACAACACAAGUUCUUCACAAAAUCAAGAAUUUUAAUGGUUGUGUCCCUAUCAUCCGGUAAAAUAUUUUGCAACAUUUCCAAUUCUUGAAACAAAUCAUCCAUAUCAAUGUCUUCCUUUUCACCAUCUUGUAGAGCUUCUGCAAGUAUCUUACAACAAUCUCUCAACUUAUCAGAAUCCAAUGAUUUCAAGUUCCGUGAAUUGAACAAGAACCCAAAAAUACCUUGAAAAACCUUCAUCUGAUCAAAUCUACUUUGCAAAGAAGCCAAACAAGCAUCCAUUACAACAUUAAAAUAAAAACACUUAAAAGCAUCUUGAGACGACUUAUCUUCAUCAUCUUCUUUAUCUUCAUCAAAGUGCUUUUUCCUUCGGAUCGAUCGCCUUUCAGGAAAACAAGGUUCAAGCCCCAAUUCUAGAGCAAUACCUUUUGCUCUACUCAUCGCAUCUUCAAACCCCUCAUUUCGAUACUUGUUUAAAUAAAUAAUCAAAGCAUUCAUAUUUACUAUACAAGCAUCCAUGCACAUAUCUUCACUUUGUAAUAAUUUACUGACUUUACUAUUGGGAUGCAAAACAUCAUACCAUAUUACCAUGCCCAAUAAGAAUUCAAACUUUUCUACUUGUUUCAGCACACUUUUAACGUCAUUUUUAGACGAAUAAUCAGUGCAAUCUUUUCCCAGUUCAAUCAAAGCUUCUCAUAUUUGCAAAGUUUGGGUUACAAUUGCUUCAACACUUUCCACAUGACAUUCCCAACGUGUGGUGGACAAUGACAUCAAAGUUAAGCACUGUAAAUGCUCUUUCAAAAUUGCCCAUCUUUUUGUUGAACCAGAAAAUAAUGUAUACAAUUUCUGAACACAUCCAAAAAAAGUAACCGCUCUUGAACAAGAUUUAACCAUAUCAGAAAUUGUUAAAUUUAGACUAUGACAAGCACAUGGCAUGUAAAAAGCUCUCUGGUUCAUAUCAAGUAGCCUUCUUUGAACACCUUGAUGCUUACCUUUCAUGUUAGACCCAUUGUCAUAACUCUGUCCUCUAACAUCAUCAAUAUCUAGCUCAGAUGAAAUCAACACACGUUCUAAUUCCCCAAAAAGCCCCAAUCCAGUUGUAUCUAGUACUUCUAGAAAUUCAAAAAAAUAUUCAACAAAAAAAGAUAAAUAAAAAAAAGUUUAUUAAAAAAAAAUACAAAAAAGAGUCCUACUCACGCUAUAUAUAAAGAAAAAUUUUGACGUGUACACAUAAAUUAUACUUUUCAUCAAUGCGGGUUACAUUUUAUGCGACGUGAACCACAACACAAAAAAAUCGGUCAUUAACUUUAUUAAUAAUCCCGCUGCUGGAAGGAUUCCUAUACGUACUGCAGUGGAGCCAUUAUGGGUUUUAAAUAAUUUUAGUUUUACAAAAAAAUAAAUAAUGAAAAUAUUAGCAAACUUAUUUCAAACACAAUCAAAUUAGUUACGGAUAUGAUCUUGAUAUAUUGCGUUGACAAAUGAUAGGUGUUCUAUGAACAUAAUCCUCAGUGGUGUUAGAUUUAUUUAGCUAUCUCUUAUUGUGUUUAGAAACAAAAUUCGUAAUAGCAUCUACUCAAAGUGAGUGACUAAUGAUUGGAAUAUAAAUUAAACACAAAAGUUUAACAUAACAAACCAAUGAAAACUUUACGACCCAUAGUCUUAAAUUUCUUGUGUUGAUCCAAAAUUACUGAUUUGGCUUUUCAUAUAUGCUCCAUGUACACACUUACCUAAUUUUAGAUUGAAAACAACUUUAAAAUGUAAUAACUUAACCAUGAAAUAUACAAUUCAUAGUUUUAAAAUAUCCCCACACCCCAUGGUAUCAAAUGACCGUGGAAGAAAGAAAAUUAACCUUCCAUCUAGUUCUUCAUUAUUGUUCCAAAAAAAAGUGGAAUCUCCCACCCCAGGAGCCCCCCAUCCCGACCCGACAGGAUGGUGGGGAGGUUAGUCACGGUGACUCAGUUAGCAGAAUGGCAGUAGGCCCAUACACCCGUGCGCACCAGAGGCCCAGCCUUAUUUCAGGUUCUGUGACCUCCACCCGGUCGCUGCGGGGAUUCGAACCUUGGUCCAUUGUUCCAAAUCUCCCACCACUUGACCAACUGAGCUACCCGUGCGGGUUCUAGUUCUUCAUUAUUAAUCUAUAGUGAAAAUCACAGUUUUAAACUCUCAAUUAGCCAUCAUAUUGAAAUCCCAGACCUAUGUUUUUGCAUUUUUAAAUGUCACUCCAUGUUUUGUCAGAAUUGUUUUAAAUGUCGCCCUUGUAGUUAAAAGUUUUACAAACUCCGUGUGGCUUUUCAUUUUUUCAGGAGUAAACAUGUAACUUCACAUCCUUAUAUGUUUAAAUCCCUAAGUCGAGUACAAACCAAACUUUCUUUGUAUAAUUCAAGUGAGGUACACAUCAUUUGCUUGGGAAGCUCACUUCCCUUUGUCCGUUCUUCAGCCGUUUGGAUUUUUCAAGAGGUGCCGCCAUUGUCAUAUGAUUUAAGGUUCUUCAUCUUCAGGUGCGUACAUAUUUUUCGUUCUUCCUUUUGUCGUUCUUCUUUUGUUUAUUCAAAAAAUGAACCGGGUGUAGGAGUUCAAAGCAUUUCCUUAAUGAAUGCCCUAACAAGAAAAAAUGUUAUGCAUGUUGAGUUUGUAUUCAAGGAUGCUUAGUUACAACAAAAGUUGGGAAAAAUAAGGGCAGAUUGUUUUAUAAUUGCACACAAUGCAAUUACUUCGAAUGGAAAUUGAGUGAAAGCAGCAAUCAUGGAAGGUAAGGUCCAAGUGUUGAAGGUGAAGGAGGUCGAGAUGAAAAGGUGAAAGGUGAUGUUUGUGAACUUAUAGAAAUGUUUGCACAAACUCCAAUGGUCGAAGGGGGUAAGAUGACACUAACAUUGACAAUUUUAUUUGAGAAGACCAAAGAAGGGUAGUUAGAAGUGUCAUUGUAAUAUCUUUUUUUUGUUGUAUUAGUGCCCUUCAUUUGUGAGAAGUUGUUGUCGUGUAGUACAUGUAAUGUUUACCAAACAUGUAAUGGUAGUGAAGUUGACACUAAAGAGUAUGUUUGUGGUUGUAGUUUGUGUAAUCAAACAAGGCCAAUUGAAAGUCUAUUUUUGCUCACAUGUGUUAGUUGAUAUUGUUUUGUGUAUACUUUGAAAAGGUUCUCUUUCAUUUCAAUUUGAAGAAUAGAAUGGUUACAUUAUAAGGUAAACAAAACCAAACCAAACAUACAAUACUCAUAUGCAUUUGAAUCUAAACAACUAACACCCAUGUAAACAUGUGGUGCAACUAACACCCAUGCUAAUUUUUACUACAACCAAAAAUUAUACUAACACAAGCAAACAUGUAGUACAACCAUAUACUAAACAACCAUAUAAUUGUGCACAAAUAGAGGCGUUGAAUAAGUGUUUACACACGAGGGUGGUACAUAACAUAAAAGUGUGUCACACAUCCACCAAAAAUAUAAUGGCAUACCACAUAUAACAUGAGUGUUUAGCACAGACAAAAAACUAAAGGCAUAAACAUGAGAGUUCAACAUAUUCGAGCCUAGAACAUGAGUGCUUUGCUGGUUUUCUGCUUUGCGCCAUUGCUUAUGGCCAACUAUCUAUCGGUCGUCGUCACUGAAAGUAGAGCCCCAAGGUCUGGAUCUGUCUCAAUCAACCACUGCGGUCGUCGCGGUCUUGUUGGGCCAAAGGUUAGUCGGUGGCCUAUGGCCCUCCAUUGAUAUCGCUGCAGCAAAUGCACCACUAGCCUUCAAGUCGCCCGAUACUCUGCCUCAUUCACACCAAAUUGCAAUCGGAAAUCAACAAGCACCACCAACAGUCGUGAGGUCCUGGCGGCUGGCAGGUUGGACUUCCCUGUCGAUUGCAAAUGAAAUCCUGCAGAAUUAGAUCCUCGGAGCUUAUAGUCAGUGGCGGAACUAGAAUUUUUUUUAAGCUGGGGCACGAUUAAUGGGAAAAUUUACUGGACAGACGGAUGACACGAGAGUAGUCUUGGGAUGGGUGACCCCCUGGGAAGUUUCUCAGGAUGCGCACGAGUGAGGACAAAGUGCGCGAAAAAGGCUAGUGACGGUUUGUGAGGACAGUACUAGAGGUCCCUCGGAGCUUGUGGGCCCGGGGUGUUACAGAGCUAGCUUCGAGAUCCCUAGGGGCUGGCGGUUCAGUGUAGCGGCCUGCUGGCGUGGCUCUGCUACUUGCCCGUUUCACUGCUUCGUUGCUUCCGGGUUACGCUCCUAUGCGGCAUUUGACGUUUGAAGAUACAGACUUACAGUCUGGGUGAAGGGGAAGGGCUUUAGACCUUGUUGUGCACUGGAUCUUGGCUUGGCAUGUUUACAUUGUUUCGGUUGUUGGGCUGCCUUGGCCCGAUUGGCACUGGACAUUUUUUUCCUGCUUCUAAAUGACAUCGUCCUACACUUCUACUUCAAAAAAAAUCAGCCUUGCCAAGUUACCCGGAUACUUCUACAUCGAUCAACCCUGUCCUCCAGCCGGAAGCUACACCUUCAGGCUUCAACCCACCGAAAAUUAUGGAACAGACCAGUUCGGCGGCCCCCCAACCCCUUCAAGCUAUACACUAGUUCUUACGACGGAAGCAGGGGCACUGGCCCCUCGGCAGAUCCGCCCUUGCUUAUAGUCACUUGAUAAAUCCAUUUUCAAUUUGCUGAGAUGUUGUCUUGAUCAGUUUGCAAACAUGCCUCCCAACCAUGACUAAAAUUAGAAAUAAAUAAAUAAAUAAAUAAAAGAAGUAUGUACAUUAUAAUAGAACCUACCAUCCUGAGAAGCACCAUGUGAUCGAAAUCGGGCCUAAUAGAUUAAUAAUAAUAAAUGUACUAGAACAGUAUAAAUAGAAUAAACUGGGAGAUGCCAAGUAGGUUGUUUUAGAUAUUGGGCGCAACAAGGACGUUGCGUUCCUAAGUGGGGAUGAUUGUAACACUUGAGAUUUAAUUUAAACGGAUUAAUAGUACUAGUCAUACCAACAAGAUGCAUCUCCUUUUAAGGGAGCUCAUCACCUAAAAACUCCAAAGUUAAGCGUGCUUGCACGAGAGUAGUCUUGGGAUGGGUGACCCCCUGGGAAGUUUCUCAGGAUGCGCACGAGUGAGGACAAAGUGCGCGAAAAAGGCUAGUGACGGUUUGUGAGGACAGUACUAGAGGUCCCUCGGAGCUUGUGGGCCCGGGGUGUUACAGAGCUAGCUUCGAGAUCCCUAGGGGCUGGCGGUUCAGUGUAGCGACCUGCUGGCGUGGCUCUGCUACUUGCCCGUUUCACUGCUUCGUUGCUUCCGGGUUACGCUCCUAUGCGGCAUUUGAUGUUUGAAGAUACAGACUUACAGUCUGGGUGAAGGGGAAGAGCUUUAGACCUUGUUGUGCACUGGAACUUGGCUUGGCAUGUUUACAUUGUUUCGGUUGUUGGGCUGCCUUGGCCCGAUUACUUCUAAAUGACAUCGUCCUACACUUCUACUUCAAAAAAAAAUCAGUCUUGCCAAGUUACCCGGAUACUUCUACAUCGAUCAACCCUGUCCUCCAGCCGGAAGCUACACCUUCAGGCUUCAACCCACCGAAAAUUAUGGAACAGACCAAUUCGGCGCCCCCCCCAACCCCUUCAAGCUAUACACUAGUUCUUACGACGAAAGCAGGGGCACUGGCCCCUCGGCAGAUCCGCCCUUGCUUAUAGUCACUUGAUAAAUCCAUUUUCAAUUUGCUGAGAUGUUGUCUUGAUCAGUUUGCAAACAUGCCUCCCAACCAUGACUAAAAUUAGAAAUAAAUAAAUAAAUAAAAGAAGUAUGUACAUUAUAAUAGAACCUACCAUCCUGAGAAGCACCAUGUGAUCGAAAUCGGGCCUAAUAGAUUAAUAAUAAUAAAUGUACUAGAACAGUAUAAAUAGAAUAAACUGGGAGAUGCCAAGUAGGUUGUUUUAGAUAUUUUGUUUUAUACUGGGAAGUUAGAGACUAAUCCUCUCUCUUUAGGGGCUUCGGUCAUUGUUUCUUGAUAUUCUCUAAUAAAGUUUGUUGCGUUGUUCUUGAAUUUCUUUUGUAAUUUCUUUGAAAUUGAAGUGAUCUAUCAGUGGUAUCAGAGCACACUGGAUGAUCCUUACGCAUGCUAAGAUGGAAGGAAGAUUGCACGAAUCGGAAAGAAGUCAACGGGAAUCUGUCGCAACUGUGGCAGCGAAUAUAGCUGAGUUACGGGUAUGGAUGGACUCGGGUCCGGGCCGGGUCCGAGUCGGGCCGGCGGGUCAGAAAUGGUGGACCCAGGACCGGCCCGGGUAACCACCGGGUCCGGGCCGGGCCCAUUAUAAUUUUUUUUGUUUUCCUCUUCCUAAUUAACCCCCCUCCCACCCCCAAACCACCCCAAAUGGCCCAAAAUACCCAGCCCAACCCAAAAAUUUAAAAAAAAAAUUGAAAAAAAAAAUAAUUUUUGGCCCGAACCGGGCCCGGGCCCGGGCGGGUCGGGCCUUGUUUUGGGUGACCCGAGCCCGGACCGGAAAACCCACGGGCCGGGCCUACCCGGACCGGUCACUGACAAGGCCAUCGGGUCGGGCCGGGCCGGAACAGUACCGGUCCCGGGCCGGUUCCGGGUCGGGCCACCCGGCCCGAGUCCAUCCCUAGUUACGGGAAAUGAUCACAACUUUGGUGGAGAGAGACCAAAAUCAAUCGCGAAGUAAGUCACAUCGCGAAGUAAGUCGCAUCGAUUUCUGAGGACUCGAAAGGGAACGACAACCAUUCACCACCGCAUCGCCACCAACAUCAUCGCAAAGAACUUGGUCACCAUCACCAAACGAGAAGAAAAAUUGAUAUACUGUUAUUGAACGGAGAAGAUUGGUUGGCCGGUUCCGGCCCGAGUCAAUUUUUUUCAUUUCCUAGGGUAGGGCUGAGUGUUUUGGGGAUGUUUGGGGGUAGGGGUGAGGGGGGGGGGGGGGGUCAAGGGAUAACAAUGAAAGCAAAAAAAAUAGACAUUGAACCGGGCCUGGCUCGACCCGGUUAGGCCCAGACUCAGUAUCAACCCGGAUCGGUUCCGGGCCCACGGGUUUGCAAAAAAAAAACCGCCCAGGCCCAGGCCGGAACCGGACCAGAACCGGACCCGGACCCGGACCGGCCCGGUUCCAUCCCUAAUAAGUAUUGAUCGCUACUUUCAACUUAACCAUAUUGAAGAGGAAGAUAAGGUCAAUGUAGCGGUAGUGGCUAUGGAGGAAAGAGCAUUGAGUUGGUUCCAAGGAUGGGAGAAUUAGACUCAUGAACAUAACUGGGAAACUCUGAAGGCGGCUUUAACCCGUCGAUUCUAGUGAUGGAUUCGGGCCGGGUCGGGCCCGGGCCAGGCCUAGGCCGGGUCAGGCCCGUGCCGGGCCUAGGCCCGGUCGGGCCGCCGGUUCAAGAAAAGUGGGCCCGGGACCGGCCCGCGGGUUGGACGGGUCCGGUUCGGGCCGGGCCACCCGCCCGGGUCACGGGUCGGGUCCGAUUCGGGCCGGUUAUUUUUUUUUUUUAGAAUUUAUAUUUAUAGUUUAUAGUUUUAUACGAGUAUUAAAAACAAACUUCAAUUGCAUUUAUUUGAAAUGAAAUAGGAACUACAUAUAAGAGAUAAACAUUUUGAAAAUUGUAUUCAAUCGGAACUUCCUGCACCUCCCGAUCCUUUGGCUUUGUCACAUGACUUCAUAUGCUUGAUUGCCAUCCCGAAUCCACCUGAAGCCCCCAUUAUACAUUUUUUUUCGCACCAUUUGCAAAUUGCGUACCACAUCCCGGUCUUCGGGUCCUUCUGCUUAUCAAAAUUAUACCGUAUAAUGGCAUUUUGAUUUUCCAUCUUAACUUCUUGGAGAAGAGAAUAUGAGAGUAGAUAACUAGAUAUAUAAUAUAUUGGAGAAUAAGAGAAUUAGAGAGUAGAGAGAUAAGAAUAGGAAGAUUUGGAGAAGAGAUAUGAAAAAAUGUUUAAGAUUAGGAAUAUUUAUAG